This is a messenger RNA of Fragaria vesca subsp. vesca, 2028 nucleotides long. Its product is annotated as spore coat protein A-like. The transcript has 4 exons. Gene Ontology annotation, molecular function: copper ion binding; oxidoreductase activity. Bases 71 to 1810 code for a protein of 579 amino acids. The record is from RefSeq and is a predicted model, not a curated record. NCBI's taxonomy places the organism in Eukaryota, Viridiplantae, Streptophyta, Magnoliopsida, Rosales, Rosaceae.
AUCACUCAUAUAUCGAUCUCACUCUCUCUUUCUUUCUUCUACCUCCUUCUCUCUCUUCCUCUCCCUCUGCAUGCAACCAGAGAUGGUUAGUAUGCAGAGAAUUCUGGUGUUUUCUGCUCUUCUGGUUUUUGGGGUGUUUAUAAGUUCUUCAUGGGCAGAAGAAAAGCUUGUAAAUCUGACCAGGCUGCAGAUGUUCGUCGAUGAGCUACCUGACAUGCCUAGAAUCCAAGGCUUUCGGGUUGUCAAUGGUGUUCCAAGACCCAGGUCAUUCAAGAUUGGCAUGUACCAGAAGAAAUGGAAAUUCCACAGAGACAUACCGGAAUCGACGGUGUACGCCUACGGUACAAGCAAGCACACAGCAACAGUCCCUGGUCCUACAAUCGAGGCCCUCCAUGGCAUUUCCACCUCCAUUAGGUGGCAAAAUAAUAUCCAUUCAACCAAGCACAUCCUCCCUUGGGACCCCACCAUUCCGACAGCCGCACCUUCCACCAAAAACGGCAUUCCAACGGUGGUGCACCUACACGGCGCCAUCGGUGAACCCGAGAGCGACGGAAAUGCUAACUCGUGGUUCACCGCAGGGUUCCGAGUUCGUGGUAGCACUUGGUCGAAGAAAACGUAUCGCUAUUACAAUCAACAACAACCUGGAAAUUUAUGGUACCAUGACCAUGCCAUGGGGAUGACUAGGGUGAACCUCUUAGCUGGCCUUGUUGGGGCCUACAUUAUCCGGCAUCCAGAUAUUGAAGCCCCACUCGGACUUCCUUAUGGUGAAUUUGAUCGCACAUUGGUGGUUUUCGACCGUGCAUUUAGCACCGACGGUUCCAUAUACAUGGACCCCAGGGGUAACAAUCCCUCUAUCCACCCACAAUGGCAGCCGGAGUAUUUUGGUGACGCUAUCAUAGUAAACGGAAAGGCUUGGCCAAAAUUGACGGUACGACGUCGGAAAUACAGGUUCCGAAUCAUCAAUGCCAGCAAUGCAAGAUUCUUCAAAUUCUUCUUCCCCAACGGACUGAGAUUCAUCCACGUGGGAGCUGACUCAGCAUACCUUGCAAAACCAGUCACAAGCAGGGAAAUUUUGGUGGGGCCAUCUGAGAUCACUGACGUGGUAAUUGACUUUUCCGCGUCGAAGACUAACAGUGCUAUCCUGGCCAACGGCGCAGCGUAUCCUUACCCCACCGGCGACCCGGUCAACGAAGCCAACAGCAAGGUCAUGAAGUUUACGAUUCUCCCCCACUCAGAGGUCGACACGUCGCGUGUUCCGGCGAAGCUAAUCCACUACCCUGUUCCUGAUUUAUCCACUGCUUCGCAGACACGCUACAUUGCUAUGUACGAGUACGCUAGCAACAUUGAUGAGCCGACGCAUCUCUACCUGAAUGCUAAACCCUACGAAGCUCCGGCGACCGAGACCCCGAAAGCGGGGGCGUCGGAGAUUUGGAACGUGAUCAAUCUGACGGAGGACAACCACCCGCUGCACAUUCACCUUGGGUUGUUUGUUGUACUUGAUCAGACUGACUUGGUGAAUGUGGAAGAGUUCAAAGAUUGCAUGACUAAGAGAAAUGACGCUGUCAAGUGCCAAGUAAGCAAGUAUGCACGUGGCAACAAGACGGAGGUGCCAGCUCACGAGAAGGGGUGGAAGAACGUUUUCAAGAUGAGACCUGGUUGUGUGACAAAAAUUCUGGUGAGAUUUGCUUACAUACAUACGAAUGCAUCCUACGUAUUCGACCCGACUGCCAAGCCUGGCUACGUCUACCAUUGCCAUAUCUUAGAUCAUGAAGACAAUGCGAUGAUGAGACCUCUGAAAAUAAUCCGUUGAGAUAUUGGAUACUGUCAAAUCGUAUAGGUUUUCGAAUAAUCGAUCAGGAACUCGGGUUUAAGCUAGGUGGUGUUUAUGUCAUACAAGUGCUUAAUUAGGUUGUCCAAAUAGUUAGCAAUAAAACUCUGUUUCUCUGGCUAGCAAAGAUGUGAUCAUAUAUAUAGUUUGCAAAUAGAUAUUCAUCAAGUUUUUGGUAUAUAGUUGAUUCAUUCAAAGAU